AUGCGUGGGGCGGCGCGAGCCGGGGGCGCCGGAGACCGGGCGCGGCCCCCGGUCCGGAGCGCGUGCGGCUGGUGGCUGCUUGUUGUUUGGUCGCUGCGGCUGGCCUCGGGCGGGCUGUGCGCCCCGCGGACGCGCGGCAGGCUGCAGUGCCUGCAGGUGUCGGUGUUCGCCAACCGCAGCCGGGCGCGCACCGACGGCCUGGCGCGGCUCGGGGAGCUGCAGGUCUACGGCUGGAGAAACGGCUCGGACUCCAUCCGCUUCCUCAAGCCCUGGGCGCGGGGCCCGUUCGGCGAGGGGCAGUGGGACGAGCUGCAGCGGCUACUCAGUGUGUACCGUGGAAGCUUCACCAGGGACAUGCACGAAUUCGUCAAAAUGCUGCGCCUGGCCUAUCCCUUUGAGAUCCAGGUGUCUGCUGGCUGCGAGCUGCGCCCCGGGAACACCUCCGAAAGCUUCUUUCACGCAGCAUUUCAAGGAAAAGAGAUCAUGAGUUUCCAAGGAACUGUUUGGGUGCCAGCCCCAGAUGCCCCCUACUGGGUGGGCAGGGCCGCCAAAGAGCUCAACCAGGACCAGGGGACCAGAAAGACCCUACAGUGGCUCCUCAAUGACACCUGCCCCCAGUUUGUCAGAGGCCUCCUUGAGGCAGGGAAGUCGGAACUGGAGAAGCAAGUGAGGCCGGAGGUCUGGCUGUCCACUGGCCCCACGCCCGGUCCUGGCCGUCUGCUGCUGGUGUGCCACGUCUCCGGCUUCCACCCAAAGCCUGUGUGGGUGAUGUGGAUGCGGGGUGAGCAGGAGCAGCGGGGCACCCAGCAAGGCGACAUCCUGCCCCAUGCUGAUGAGACGUGGUAUCUCCGAGUGACCCUGGAUGUGGCGGCCUGGGAGGCAGCUGGUCUGUCGUGCCGAGUGAGACACAGCAGUCUAGGGGGCCAGGACAUAAUCAUCCACUGGGAGGGGAGCCACUCCUCCAUGUGGCUGAUGCUUGUGGCUUUGCUGGGGUCCUUACUGAUGAUUGGAUGCUUAGCCCUCUGGUAUAGGAGGCGCCGCAGCCUCAACACCACUGGGGACUUGCACAUUGUUCUGGACCCCAUCUCGGACCUCCUAAAUAAGAAAUGGGAGUGGGGCCCCCUGUAA
Molecule: messenger RNA, 1128 nt
Organism: Odobenus rosmarus divergens (Pacific walrus)
Lineage: Eukaryota; Metazoa; Chordata; Mammalia; Carnivora; Odobenidae
Gene: CD1D
Product: CD1d molecule
Exons: 5
Coding region: 1-1128 (375 amino acids)
Biological process (GO): antigen processing and presentation, exogenous lipid antigen via MHC class Ib; immune response; positive regulation of T cell mediated cytotoxicity
Cellular component (GO): external side of plasma membrane
Molecular function (GO): lipopeptide binding; endogenous lipid antigen binding; exogenous lipid antigen binding
Source: RefSeq, a predicted model, not a curated record